GUGAUGAGAAUGAAGAAAAUUGAAAAUUUAAUUUUCGUUAAAUUAGUUGGUGUUAAUUUAGUUUCGUUUUAUGAUUUAAGUUAAUUAAAUUGUUUCGAUGUGACAAAUUUUUAUUCUUUAAUAUUGUUAUUGAUUGAAGGUCAAUUAAUUAUAUUUUUGAUUUUCUUUUGUGACUUUUGUUUUCUCAUCAGGUUGAUAAACCAUUCUAAUUGAUACCUGAUGAUACAAUUGGCUUUUUUCUCGUCUGAUUAAUCUUAUCAUGUUUAAUUAGACUAAUUGUUUUCUACAUUUCCCUCCCAUUAAUUCAAUUUCUUGUUCUCUCUCUGACUCUCUCAUUGAGCUUUAUCAUUCGAUUCUCUAUUUAAGUGAAUAUAAACCGAAAGGUUUAUUUUUAUUAUGAGAGAAUAUCAUCAUUUUCUAUUCUCUUUCACUUUCUGUUUUGAUAAUUUUUUAUUCUCUUAAUUCUUUUUUUUUUGUUCUUCAUUGUCAUGACCCUGAUGAUUGUGAAAAGAGAACCAGCAGGAGUAACAACAUUCUCUCAACAAAAUACUCUGGAGAACAUUAAAUUCUAAUUGUUAACAAUCAACGAGAUACAAAAGAGACAAAGACAAGUGUAAUUACUCAUCAUAAUUGGAAUACGAAUUUUUUUUUAUUCUUCUGUGUCUCCUGUUACAUAACUCAUUUGUCACUUUUCUUUUUUAACACUCUCUCAUCUUUAUAUAUCUCUUUCUCUCCCUUGUCUUCUCUUUUUAACCGACAGGUUUACCUGUGAAAGAAGAGAAAAACAACUUCUCAUUCUCAACGACAAUGAGAGCGAGACUGGUAAUGGAAUCAAUCGUUCUAUCAAACCGCCUAAACAAAAAUUCUGAUUCAACUUUAUCUUAAUUUCUAUGUUAACUUAAAGAUUAUUCAACAUCUUCAGUGGAGAAAAACAAUCAAAAGUGCCAAAAUAACGAUUCCUUUAUCCGGUUACCUAUUUCACCAUAACAAAAUUUUCUACCAUAAAAUUGAUACUCUCUCUCUCUCUCUCUCUCUCUUCCGGUUUCCGUCUAAUCAUCUAAAGUGCUAAACUCAACUAACACUGAUUGUGCCAUAAACCUUGGGAAUAAAUUUUCAAAUAUCCCAAUUAAUCUGUUGAAAUAUUUUUCACUAAACAAGUGCUAUUACAUCAAACGCAUAAAUAUCCUCAUCAUCUCUCAAUCCUUCAUCAUUCAUUUACUUAUCCCAGUUAUUUAUUUUCUUUUCUUUAGCAACAUAAUCAAAUUAUUCUAAUAAUUUAAGAUAAAAAUGGCCACUCUAAUGGCUGAACAUCGUUGCACCAUCAUUGGUCUAGUGUUUCUUACAAUUUUCUUCCUAUGGAUGGACAUAAGUCUCUAUUAUAAAGUACAAGAGAUAAAACCUCAUUCAAUGGCCAUCACCUCAUCUCAAAUUUUUCCAACAAGUGUCAAUUCACCAUCGAUAAAUUCUGGCGCCCUUAACAGUGAUUCCAAAAAUGGUGCCAGUGUUUACGCAAACAAUAAAAACAACGAAAUCUCAUCAAACCUGGAAACUGAACCAUCUCGUUUAUUUUCACCAUUCAGAGGAUUAUCAAUAAAGAUGAUGAUGAUGGACCAAAUGAAUAAUUAUAUUUUCACUCCGUUAGCAGAAAUUUUCAAUGAUAUUACUCAGUUGAGUAAAAAUUUCAAUUCCAUCACACCCAAUAUGAUAAGUGCCGCUGGCGUAUUUUGGGCCAUUCUGGCAGCCAAAUUGGUUACAUACGAUAAUUUAAUUAUCCAUCGAUUAUCCGUCCUCUUCUUCCAGAUUCGAACUUUUUUUGAUGCUUUAGAUGGUAUCGUCGCUCGAGAUCAUCUCGGAAUCAAGCAACACAUUUCUUUAAGUAACACUUCAGGUUAUCUUGUUGACGGGAUUGCCGAUUCCAUAGGAUUUGCUGCUUACCUGUUGGGAUGUUACUAUUAUCUCCGUCGAAAUCUUCCCAAAUUCAGACUCAACAGUCACCAUUAUUUACCAGUUCAGAUACAUGAUGGAUCAAUAAACAACAGUAAACACAAUCAUUCACCCACAAGCUUUGUGAUAACACAAUUAAUGCCACCGAAAUUACUUUGGACCACAAGACAAGUUUUCUUUGUAAUAUUAUGUUUCGCUCUUCAACUUGUCAUAAGUUGUCUCUGUUGGAAUCGAUACAUUGAAGCCUAUCAUGUGUUAUUAGAAUCACCAUCUCUCGAUCCAGAACAAUCAGACCUUCAAAAUGAAAUUCUUAAAUCAUCGCUCAUGUGGGUUAUCAUGUGGUUCUGGAGGAUCUCUAAUGCUCAAUCGUUAAUGCAAAUCCUGUUGAUUUUUGUUUAUGUUAAUCGCCUAUGGGAUUUUCUUACCUGGAUUCAGUAUAUUGGAUUUAUUGAAAUAAUUUCUCUCUCUUUUCUCACCGAAGUUCAUCUUAAUCACGUUUCUUCAAUUCUAACCAACUAGUGAUUCUGUGUGCAUGGAAAGAUUAUAAAUCGUCAAAAAGAAGAGAGAAAAACUCACCAGGAAGAGAGACCUAGAGGAUUAAUUUUUGUCUUCAUCUCAAGAUUAACCGAAGGCUUUUAAACUCAAGACUAUUGAUCAUCUAAUUAACUGGUUUUACUAAAAUUACGAUUCUAAAUUUGAUUGAGUAUUUUCACUUUUAAAGAAUAUUUUUCAAGAAUCGUUACAAAUUCUAGUGGUUCAAAUUUAUUUUGGCUCUUUUCUUAAUUGUUCAACUAUAAAACGAUUAAUUCACUGAUUAAUUUAUGCCAUCAAUUGACUCUACGUUUUGUUUAAUUCAAUGGCCAUUACCUGUUUGUUUAUUAUUGAAAAUUAUUGUUUUCUAAUUUAAUCAUCUAAUUCCAAGCCAAUUAAUUAUGCUUCAAAUGGAUCAACUAAUAAUUUUGCCUUUAAAUUUAUCAAAUUUAAUCCGCAAUUAGACAUCAACCAUGACUGUGAAAUUACUAUUUAACUAAUUGCUAACAGACUUUUUCAUUGCUUAAUUUAUUUUGUAAAUUGUGAUACAAAUUUCAAUAGUAUUGAACAUUUAUCAGCUGAUUGAUUUGAAUUUCAAUCAAAUAAUUAGCCUUCCAUAAUACAAAACAAUUAAAUACUCGUUGUAUUUAAACAGGUUGAUUAUCUUUCCAAAACUAUUAAGAUUGUCAAUUAUAAUUAUGUAAAAACAAAAGUACAACGAUAAUUAAGCUUAAUUGUUUCAAUAGAAGCUUAAAAUUAAAUCAAUAAACUGACAAAUUGCAAAAGAAAA
This is a messenger RNA of Panonychus citri (citrus red mite), 3265 nucleotides long. RefSeq names its product ceramide phosphoethanolamine synthase-like (gene Cpes). The transcript is spliced from 5 exons. Gene Ontology annotation, molecular function: phosphotransferase activity, for other substituted phosphate groups. The record is from RefSeq and is a predicted model, not a curated record. Lineage: Eukaryota; Metazoa; Arthropoda; Arachnida; Trombidiformes; Tetranychidae. Gene Ontology annotation, cellular component: membrane. Bases 1288 to 2463 code for a protein of 391 amino acids. Gene Ontology annotation, biological process: phospholipid biosynthetic process.